Physella acuta is the source of this 726-nucleotide messenger RNA. RefSeq lists its product as uncharacterized. The record is from RefSeq and is a predicted model, not a curated record. Lineage: Eukaryota; Metazoa; Mollusca; Gastropoda; Physidae.
GUAAACAAUACUAUUCUACAUCGUUAAAGAAAAAAUACAACUUUAACUGUAUGCUGGAUACAUAGAAAAAGUUCAAUCAAUAAACGGUGAAAUAAACUGAGAACUAUCCCUGUGGUGUAAAGGUAGAUAAUCACAAGUGAUUUUAUAAUCAAUCAGAGAAAGAUGAAGAAAGAGUUCAACUAUUCUAAUCGACUGGCUAGAGGAGACGAUGACAUAGAACAUUUGACAAAACAGGAAGUGGGAGUGUUGUUAAUCAUCUGCACCUGCAUCUACGCUAUGACCAUUAUGUGUGCCGUGAUGCUUUGCUUCAAGCGUCGGGAAAAAAAGAAGACCAUUAUCCAACUCCAUAUGCCCGAAUGUAAACACAAACACGGCUUAGCGCAGUCCAGAAAAGGUUCCAGAGCGCUCGUCGUUAAGUACUUGAAGUCCCGUGACAAGCACGACCGUCCCGUUCGGUCUAAAAAUGUAAGGGUAACAAUUCGAGAACCACAUCCAGACGUGUUGGCCAACGGUGGACUUCUUGGUUUAGAUUCGUCUGAAGACAUCAGCUCCAGCAGUGAAAUCUUGCAGACGGUGGAUCUGCCCCCUGCCCUAGAAUCUUGUCAGCCCAUCCACACUAUCUACGAUCUUUCGAAACCCAAGAAAAAAAAGGAGGGUGCUCAGCCGAAACAGGAAGAUAAUAAACUGAGUUCAGAAAAGUUUUUGGAAAAAUUUCGUAUUUUAUGA